AUCAGUUAACGAGAUCAUCAUCAAACAUUGAAAUUGUGUUGUUUUAUUUCACAAUAAUUCUAUUCGAUAAAUGAAAUUUGUUAAUCAUUUCUAAACUACAAUAAGAUCGCGUAAAAGCUGUGUACCGACCGAAUAAAAUGGCUAAAAGAUCUGCAUCCGAAGCGUUCGAUACAGCAGAGCAAGUGGUCCACAAGAAAGAAGGAAAAAAGCAUUCUUUGGAUUCGGAUGAAGAAGAUAGCGGCGCUGAAGAAGAAAAAAACAAUGUUCUCAAUGCUGAUGACAUCGAAGGUGAAGAAGACGGUGUUGGAGGGAUGGAAGGUGAAAUAGCUAUAACGCCAUUCAAUAUGAAGGAAGAACUUGAAGAAGGUCAUUUUGAUACCCAAGGACAUUAUCAUUGGAAGAAAGAAAAGGAAGUAAGAGAUGGCUGGCUAGACAACAUAGACUGGGUCAAAAUCAAAGGCAGACCAGAAGAUAAAUACAAAGUUCACAAAGAUGAUGACAACAAGGGGCUGGGUGAUGAAUCGAGCAGUGAUGAAGAAGAACCAGAGGAGAAAUUCAAUCUGAUAGACAACUAUACAGAGAUUUUGCAACAUAUGAAACCAAAAGAAACUAUUGCAAAAACUUUACAGCGUCUUGGUGCUGGAUCUAAAAUCUCAAGUGCAGAGCGGUGGAAACGAAAAAAAGCAGGCAUAGUCGAUGAAGACAGUAAACAUGUCACAAGAGUAACUGAGCUCGCAAAUCAGAUUUUAACCAAACUUGGCAACAUGGAUGUAUACCAAGAAACUUAUGAAAAAAUAAGUUCAAAUAUUGAUUGAUCAUGGCAACUAUGGCGACAGAUAGGUUCACCCGCAUUGCAUACACAUUGGCGAAACCAAGGAAGCCCAUAAUACCCAGCACAGUUCGACUUUUGAUCCAUCCUGUGGUUUCCUCAACUGAAACAACACUGAAUUUUGUAAUCAAAAAUAAAAAAAUAAGAGCAUA
Ostrinia nubilalis (European corn borer) is the source of this 981-nucleotide messenger RNA. Its product is annotated as CD2 antigen cytoplasmic tail-binding protein 2 homolog. The coding region runs from base 138 to 815 and encodes 225 amino acids. The record is from RefSeq and is a predicted model, not a curated record. Gene Ontology annotation, cellular component: U5 snRNP. The transcript is spliced from 3 exons. NCBI's taxonomy places the organism in Eukaryota, Metazoa, Arthropoda, Insecta, Lepidoptera, Crambidae.